Mesoplodon densirostris (Blainville's beaked whale) is the source of this 5497-nucleotide messenger RNA. RefSeq names its product URB2 ribosome biogenesis homolog (gene URB2). Bases 103 to 4662 code for a protein of 1519 amino acids. The transcript is spliced from 10 exons. Gene Ontology annotation, biological process: ribosome biogenesis. Lineage: Eukaryota; Metazoa; Chordata; Mammalia; Artiodactyla; Ziphiidae. The record is from RefSeq and is a predicted model, not a curated record. Gene Ontology annotation, cellular component: nucleolus.
AGCUCCCCACCUGGUGACUGCCCUGCGCCCCGCCCGCCGCCCCUCACGGCGGGGUCUGCGUGAAUUCCUCACCUGGGGGCGGCCUGCAGGUAAAGCGCAGCAAUGGCUGCUGUUUAUUCGGGCAUUUCUCUAAAACUUAAAAGCAAGACAACUUCCUGGGAAGAUAAACUAAAACUAGCUCACUUUGCUUGGAUUUCCCAUCAGUGUGUUCUUCCAAAUAAAGAACAAGUAUUACUUGAUUGGGCACGACAGUCAUUGGUUGCGUUUUAUAAGAAAAAACUUGAACUGAAGGAAGACAUUGUUGAAAGGCUUUGGAUCUAUAUGGAUAACAUUCUACAUAGCAGAAAAUUGCAGAAUCUCCUCAAGAAUGGAAAGACAAUUAACCUUCAGAUUUCCCUCAUCAAGAUCAUCAAUGAGAGGAUGGCUGAGUUCGCUCUCUUGGGAUCUCAGAGGAGCAUCUGUGUUGUGCUGAGCUGCUGCCAGGGUAUCCUCUCGACGCCCGCCCUUGCUGUCAUGUACACGGCCAGGCAGGAGCUGACGGUCGACCUGCUGAGCCAGCUGUGCUGGUCGGCCUGUAGGCAGCCGGGAGCCGUGAUGCCCCAGUUGUUCGAGGUUCUUCACCUGACCCUCGGCCUUUACCUCUCGAUUCAGCGGCAGCAGGUCAACCCGAGACGCGCCUUUGGGGAGGUGACCACACACUUGCUCCAGCCCUGCCUGGUCCUGAGACACUUACUCUUGGCAGGCACAUGGACCCAGGCUGGCCAGGGCCAGCUGCGGCCGGCGCUAAGCCGGGACAUUAGGAGUCAGAUUGAGGCCGUGCUUCGAGGUGGAGCUUUUCAGGCCGAGCUGCUCCCUUCCUACAAAGAGGAGCUCUUGGACCAGCAGCAAGGAGACACGAAGAUGGGGGCCAUGAAGAAUCUCCUAGCGCCCCUGGGCACCGUGAUGGCCAGGCUGGUGGAUGCCGGCUACUGUGAACCGUCCCUUCAGGCUGCUGUGGUGGCCAACUCCGUGGCCUUGCUGUACAAGCUCUUUGUAGAUUCUUACCUCAAGGAGGGGAACCGGCUGCUCUGCUUCAAGGUGCUCCCUCGGCUGUUUGGUUGCUUAAGGAUUUCCCACCUGCGAGAGGAGCAGCUGCAGGCCCUGUCUGCGUCUGAUUGGACCAUGGAACUCCUGGCCUUGGAACAGCUGCUAAAUUCAGUGGCCGGUAGUACCAUCUACAACAUUGCCACUGACCGAAUUCGCCACGGGGAGACUCAGUUCCACUUCUACCGCCGUCUGGCCGAGAUGCUGCUAAACCAUCCGCAGGCCCCCGUGCCAGCCUGGUUCCGCUGCCUCAAGGUUUUGCUGUCUCUGAAUCAUUUGAUUCUGGAGCCAGACCUCGAUGACCUGUUGGCUUCAGCUUGGAUCGAUGCAGAAGUCACAGAGUUGCGGACCCAGAAAGCCCAGGAGGCGCUGAUCCACACGCUCUUCCAGACAUUCGCCAAGCUCCGGCAGGUGCCCCGGCUGUUCAAGGAGGUGCUGGAGGUGAUCUGUCGCCCCGCGGCCGAGGCACUCAGACUGCCCGUGCUGUCUGCGGGCCCCGCUGCUGUGCUCCGCGAGUGCCUCCCGGAUCUGCCCCCGAACCAGGUCCUGGACGCCUGGGCCCUCAUCCUGGAGAGGUUCCAGUCUCUGGUCCUGCCUGAUUUGCAGGGUGACAUGGACAUGGCCCUGAAGUCCCUGUCACUGAGCUCACUGCUGCACUGCGUCAUGGUCCACGCGCGGAGCCUGGAUGGCGACUCGCCCCUGCCUGUGGUCAGGCGCACGCGGCGCACCAUGGACGAGACGCUGCGGGGCCUCGUGAAGCCCCUGCUGGACCUCCUCUGCAAGCCCCAGCCCCCGGUGCCCGAGCCCUGGCGACAGAGGGUCCGUGACUCUGCGCUCCUGCUCGCCCACACCUGGGCCCAGGUGGACACCGUGCUGGGCUUGAGCUGCGACCUGUAUCGCUCUGAGCCCGGGGCCCUCGCGGGCACCGCCCUGGAGACCUCGAGCCUCCCCCCGCUGCUCCCGGGCGUGGAGGCCAGGCAGUGGAAGGAGAUAGAGGAGUUUGCGGCUCAGUCCGACUCCCUCGGCAGGUACUGCUUGGAGCAGCUCCACCUGCAGAGGAUGAAAAACACCUUGCUGCAAGUGAGCGUGCAGUCUGCAGAAGCCCUCCUCGCUCUGAGGCGCGAUGCCGCCUACAUCCUGGGCUCCGGGAGAGCGAGCCUGACCCGGGGGACGACGGCCUCCUGGGACGGCCAGGUGGGGACAGUGAGUGCGCUCACCUACCCCGUCGCCCACUGGCACUUGGUCGUGUCCAAUCUCACGAUCUUAGCAUCCUAUCUUUGUCCAGAUGACCUGCGGUACCUGGCCGGCGUCCUGCUGAGAACUUUGCCAAUGAGCAAAGCCCAGGAAGGCCCGGCGGCGGAGGAGCCAGACAUCACACUUGAAGAAAUAUCGAAGGCCGUCCUGCACAGCCCUGUCCUCCCCGAAAUGCAGUCCCUCCACUCUGCGCUCUUACUGCGUGUGACCACGAGCUGCGCCGGCAUCCUGUGUGCCGGCGCCCAGAGGGGCCCUGCGCUUCUCCGCCAACAGCUGCCCUGGCUUUUUGAAGGGGAUGAUGUGGUCGUGGCUCACGGGGAAAGCAGAUUUCCAGAGGUCGGAUCUGAAGGUGUAGAGCCAAGGGGAGGAAUCGCCCAAAACUUCCUCUCCUUGGCCAGGGGGGACUCCCCCGUCCAGCUGGAAGGAGAGCAGCUGGAGAGCAUCCUUCGGCUUUUGGAGGUUCUUUCUGCUCUGCAGCUGGACAGCCUCCCGCCCCCCCACCAUGUGCAUUGUGUUCUCCUGCUGCUGUCCGUGGCCAGCACCAUGCUGGGCAGUUCUUGCUCCCCCUCGCUGACCCUCAGGUUCUUGAUGACGUGCUACCGGCUUCUCGGUUACCUGCAGAGAGGGAAGAGCGCCCAGUCGGUGCUCAGGGUCAUGUACGUUAGCGACAUCUUUGAGAUCACGCUGACCUACUUGUUCAAAGCCAGUAGGAGGUUUCUUGUGGAUGUAGAUGACCCCUCUUGGCUGGAAUUCCUCCAGGUGGUGGGGACAUUCUUAGAACAGCCGCUGCAGAUGCUCCUCCAGAGGAAGCUCAGCCCGGGGCUCAAUUUUGGGAAAAUCCUCACGUUCCUCUCGAGGUCCCAACCGCGCCCUGAAGCAACUCCAGGCAGACGGUCGGAAGAUCAGACACCUCUGGGCCAGCAGCUCCUUCUGGUGUCCUUAACCAAGCUGUGCCAAGUGCUGGGGCCUUUGGUCAAGGAGCAGAAGCAGCACGAGGCCCUGGAAGCACCGCGCGAGCUGUUGCAGGCGGCCGUGCUGCAGGCGGGGGCCGUGCUCCAGCUCUGCGGGGCCCGGGGCCGCCGCCUCCCGCCCCUCAUCCUCUCGUCGGUCGCCUCGCUCUUGGAGGCCGAGGUGGCCCUGUGCUCCGGGCAUGGCGGGACGGAAGUUCCCGGAGGGAAGGACCACGUGCUGCUGCCCCAUGCCGCCCUCUACCAGGCUGUCUACUCUCAGAUCCUGUCGGAGUUCCCGGCUCUAGCAGGAGACACCCCAUCUCUCCAGGCAGCUGUGCAGUUUUUGACUCUGUUCUUGUUAGCCCCAGAACUGCACCCCCAGAAGGAGUCUGUGUUUACCUCCGUGUUUCAAUCUGUGAGAAAAGUCCUUGCAGAUCCUGCGAUUCCGGUUCAGGUAGUUGAGGAGAUAGAGCCUCAUUUGGUAGCCUUGUUCACCCAAAUGUUAGAGGUUGGGACGACAGAGGACUUCCGGAUGGCGCUGCAGAGUAUCCUCCAGGGACUGGACGUCAGUAACAUGUGGACAGCAGAUCUGCAGGCUGUUUUGUCGGCUGUGACGUUGGUCAAGUUGCUCUUGAACUGCCCAUUUGGUGGCGAGAAGGCCAGUUUGUUCUGGCGUGCGUGCCCACAGAUGGUCGUGGCUCUAAUGCUGCAGACCCGAGAGGCUUGUCGGGAACAGCCCGUGGCGCCGGCACUGGUUGGGCCCGUCUUGGACGUCCUGGCUGCGCUGCUGAGGCAGGGGGAGGGGACCAUCAGCAACCCACACCACGUUGGCCUGGCCUUCGGUGUCCUGCUGGCCGUGCCCUUGGAUGCCCUGAGGCCCCCCGAGUAUGGGCGCGUCUUCCCGCGGGUCCACAACGUGCUCUUCUCAAUCCUGCAGUGUCACCCGAAGGUAAUGCUGAAAGCCAUCCCUUCUUUCUUGAACUGUUUUCAUAGAUUGGUGUGUUCAGUUAUACGCGAAGGGCGGCAGAAAGACAAAGGAAGCGCAGAGGACCUGCCAGUGGUGCUGGAGUGUGCCCGCCUCGUCGAAAGGAUGUACAGCCACAUGGCACUGCGGGCCGAGGAGUUCAGGGUGUUUUCCCCCUUUAUGGUGGCCCAGUAUGUGAUGGAGGCGCAGAAGGUCACCUUAUAUCCGGCGGUGAAGGACCUCCUGCAGGAGGGCAUCUACCUCAUCCUGGACCUGUGCAUCGAGUCCGACAUCCAGUUCCUGCGGGCCUCGCUGCAGCCGGGGGUGCGAGACGUCUUUAAGGAGCUGCACAGUGAUUACGUGAAGUACCACAAGGCAAAGCAUGAGGGAGAGAGAAGAUACACCGUCUAAGCUGCGCACGGACAUGCAGCCGUGGCCCCAGGUCCAAGAGAGCUGGAGGAUGCAGGACUUCAGAUGCUUGAAUUCGCGGCAUUGAAACACGUGGAAAAAAUCCUUUGGAGUUUGUAUAAUAUGUAUUGCAUUUUACAGUUAUUUUUUCACACUAUUUCUUAACAUUUUUUUUAUGCAGUAAGUAUUGCAAUAGAAUCCUGAAAAUAGAUCCUGAAUUCAAUAAAAUUUGCCAGAUCUCCCUUGUGGCCAUUCCAAAUGUGGUUCUUGUCUCGGUCCAGUGGUUUGGGGUCCCCUCUCCCAACUAGGAACUAUGUAGAACUUGUUGUUUUCACUUCAGGUACAUGGGUGUGUAAUGAAGCCCAAUUGAAAUAUCUUUGCCUUUUACGUUCUUCAAGAAACAUGGGACGUAUUCUGAAACACCGCUUUUCUGCCCUCCCUCUGAGCGCAUCUUCUGAUGGAGCUGGGCAAGUCAGAACAUGGGGACUCUGUGGGCUGGAUGGCCGCUCCGGGCAGGGAUGGUGGCCCCUGCUGUGCGGGUGGACGCUCGGUGGGAAGGUGCUGGGCCUGGGGCUCCGUGUCCUGCCUGCUCUUCCUUCCUGCUUCCACUCUGGGGAGUUCAUUUUGGAACUGUAUUCUUUUUUAAAAUUUAAUUUAAUAUUAAGAAAUGCUCUUGUUUUUUUGUAUUGCCUAAGUAAUAUAUUUCAUUGUAGCAAACUCAGAAAAUAAAAGGGAAAAAAUUUAAAAAUACCCCCAGUCUCAGCUGUCCAGACAGCCACCGUCAUCUGGGAGGGCCUUGUUUCUGUCCCUUUGCAUAUAUAUAUGUAGAUGAGUAUUU